Messenger RNA from Sipha flava (yellow sugarcane aphid), 1797 nucleotides. Its product is annotated as two pore potassium channel protein sup-9-like. The transcript has 7 exons. NCBI's taxonomy places the organism in Eukaryota, Metazoa, Arthropoda, Insecta, Hemiptera, Aphididae. Gene Ontology annotation, molecular function: potassium ion leak channel activity. Gene Ontology annotation, biological process: stabilization of membrane potential; potassium ion transmembrane transport. Gene Ontology annotation, cellular component: membrane. The record is from RefSeq and is a predicted model, not a curated record. The coding region runs from base 232 to 1296 and encodes 354 amino acids.
GGAUGACGCGAUAAACGGUCCGGCAGCGACCGACGCGACGUCCUGCAGACGACGACAUAUUUGAAACCGAGCGCCGUAGCAACAAUCGCGUUGCAGCGGACACGGCGUUUCGGGUGAACUGUCCGAAUCGAAGACCGGACGGACGACGAGCGCACCGACCACGGGGUACACCGGGAAUCCGAUGACGGAUCCGCGACGCGAUAAGUAACCUGUCUCGUGUAAACAUUUAAAAUGAAGCGUCAAAACGUGCGAACAUUAUCUUUAGUAGUAUGUACGUUUACAUACUUGCUAGUCGGAGCUGCAGUAUUCGAUGCGUUGGAAUCGGAAACUGAAAGAAAAAGAUGGAAUAACCUUUUAGAAAUGAAGUCAUUACUCGUAAGAAAAUACAGCAUAAGUGAAGACGACUACAGAAUGAUGGAAGUAGCCAUUAUAGAGAAUAAACCACAUAAAGCUGGGCCACAAUGGAAGUUUGCCGGAGCGUUUUACUUUUCUACAGUCGUAUUAGCUAUGAUAGGUUAUGGACAUUCAACACCAGUGACUAUUGGUGGCAAGGCAUUUUGUAUGGCGUAUGCAAUGGUGGGCAUACCAUUAGGACUUAUUAUGUUCCAGAGUAUUGGUGAACGUUUAAAUAAAUUUGCAUCGGUUGUAAUUAGGAGGGCUAAACAGUAUUUGAAAUGUAAAAAAGAAGAAGCAACAGAAAUGAAUUUGAUGUUCGCCACUGGACUUCUGUCGUCAGUCAUCAUCACAACUGGCGCGGCCGUGUUUUCGAAAUACGAGGGAUGGAGUUAUUUCGACAGUUUUUAUUAUUGUUUUGUUACGCUAACCACCAUCGGUUUCGGAGAUUACGUCGCACUACAGAACGACCAAGCGUUGACGACCAUGCCGGGCUACGUGGCUCUGAGUUUGGUAUUCAUUUUGUUCGGACUCGCAGUUGUCGCCGCUAGUAUCAACUUGUUAGUGCUACGUUUCAUGACAAUGAACGCGGAGGAAGUGCGACGCGAGGACAACGAGCUGCAAGGCGUUUCCCAGCACGUGAUCACGGUGGACGGCGAGGCGGUGACGUCGGUGAACGGCAAACUGUUGGCCGGACACACGAUCGCCCGGGACGCGGGUGACGACGUGGACCAGGUGUCCGUGUGCUCGUGCACGUGUGUGGGACCGGUGCAGUACGACUACAACAGGGACAUGCGGCCCGCGGAACGGGCCGCCGCGUCGGCCGCGGCCGCGGCCGCCGUGGUGUACAACAGUCCGCCGUCCGAACCACCCGUUCUUUCGAUGAAAAGAGUGUCGAUAUAGAGCGGCGGCGGGUGCGGCUCGGCGGCGCGAUGUCCCCGCCCCCCGACCCGUCUGCGGGGACGUGCGCGUGCGCGCGCGCGGUGCGUUUACGAGCGGCGAUGUUGCGCUAUGGUAAAUGUUCGGCAACGACGACGUCGCACGAGGCGUAACACCGUAACCACUCGACACCGUCCGGAGGGAAUUCUCCACGCCGGAUCAAAGACUCGUCGCUGCGCAUCUACCGUACACGCGCACGCACACGCGCGCGAACGCACCCGAUUUUUUUUUUUUUUUCUGUUAGUUUCGUUCAGUCCAACACGAUUCAAUAAUGCGUCUUUGUUGUACAAUAACUUCGCGUGACGCUUAACACGUGUAUAGGAUUACGAACGCUGUAUUAUCGCGUCGACGUGGGUUCGCUUUGCCGUUGCGUUGUUAUGCUCACGAUCACCCUAGUGCCCGCCAAAACGAUUCGAUAAAUUUGUUAGUUGAAUGGAAAAAUAAAAAUUUAUUACGUUUACGGUA